This is a messenger RNA of Tetrahymena thermophila SB210, 3423 nucleotides long. Its product is annotated as E1-E2 ATPase family protein. The transcript is spliced from 7 exons. NCBI's taxonomy places the organism in Eukaryota, Ciliophora, Oligohymenophorea, Hymenostomatida, Tetrahymenidae. Gene Ontology annotation, cellular component: membrane. Gene Ontology annotation, molecular function: ATP hydrolysis activity; ATP binding; P-type transmembrane transporter activity. The record is from RefSeq and is a predicted model, not a curated record.
AUGAAUGACAAUUUGCGAGAUGCAUUGAUAACCAACUAUGAUAGUUCAAAUAUAUCUAUUAAAUAAUCAAAUAUAGAAGGUGAGUGUGUAAUUGAGGGCAUUACCCUGCUGAGAAUCAAAAAAUUAAAGCUCGUUUUAGCAGUUUUCCUUUCAAUCAUCACUUGCGGAAUAUUCCUUCUUUUACUAAGAUGGUUUUUCAAACUGAGAAAAACUUUUCUUUACAAAGAAGUUUACAAAAUUUAAGAUUGCACUCAUGUAUUAGUGCUUAAUUCUGAUAAAACUCUAGUCUUUUAGAAUCUCGAAAAUAAUGAUUUAAAAGCAAAUUAGAAAGAUGAUUAGUCUUAUGAUAAGGCUUUCUGCUUUUAGAAUAGAAUGCUAAGAUAUGUCUACUAUGAGUAAAAAGGUUUAAGAUACUUUCAAGCUUUAGAAUUUCCUGUUAUUGAAAUGGACUUCAAUUAGUUAAGAUAAUAGAACUUUUUAGAUAAGAAUUAGGUUCAUGACAAUUAAUAGCAUUAUGGUAAAUGUGAAAGAGUCAUUGAUAUCCCUUCUUUGCCUUCAUAUCUGUUUAAAGAAAUGACAUCACCCUUCUACUUUUUACAAUAUAUUAGUAUGUUAUUAUGGAUAUUCGAGACCUAUAUCUAGUUUUCUAUUAUGAUUUUUAGUGUUUCUUUUGCUGUCACUUGUCUGAAUUACAUUAUGAUGAGAAUCUCGCUUAAAAAACUAUAAUAAAUGGCUCAUAUAAACGACAACCUAACUGUUCUAAGAAAAAGUACUUCUUAACUACCUUGCGAUUACAUUCCUGGUGAUGAAGGUGAAGCCUAAUAAAUACUAACCAAAGAAUUAGCUGUUGGAGAUAUUAUAGUUUUACAGGAUAAAUAAGUCCUUCCGUGUGACUGUAUUCUUAUUUGUGGAGAAGCAUUGCUUAAUGAAGUAACUCUAACCGGAGAGUCUCUACCAAUACCAAAGUAUCCUUUGCCAUCCUAAAAUUAAAAGUUUUCUUACUCAAAAAAUUUCAAUAAAUACAUCUUAUAUGAAGGCACAGAGAUAUUUUAAUCUAAGAAGGAUUAAAAUUAAUAAGUACUUGCCAAAGUUAUACGCGUUGGCUUCUAAUCUUUUAAAGGGUAAAUUUUGAGAUCAGUGCUCUAUCCAAAGCCAUUAAAAUUCGAUUACUACCUAAAUGCUAUGUAUUAUUUAGUUGGACUUCUUGUUAUUGUUCUGAUUGUUUAUUUUAGUAGAAUCUAUCAAAUGUAUGUCUUAAAUUUUCCAUAACAGUUUUAUUUUUAUAGAUUCUUUGAUACUGUUACAUGGAUUAUUCCUCCUUUUCUCCCUAUUUUUGCCGCUAUAAGUCAAACACUCGCUAUGAUGAGACUAAGAUUGUACCAUAUCUACGGAAUUGAUCCUUAAAAGACAUUUAUUUCAGGAAAAGUUACUCACAUGUGCUUUGAUAAAACUGGGACUCUAACACAGAAUGGAAUGAAUGUAUAUGGCUACUUCAAUGAAAACCUUGAUUAAAUGAUUACAAAGUAAAUGGUGCAAGAAGAAAAUAGAUGUAAUGAUAUUUAGCAUAAGCUUUUUAGUACUUGCCAUGGAGCUUACCUAAUCAAUGGUGAAAUUGUUGGAGAUAUGUUGGAUAUUGAGAUGGUUAAGUUUUCAGGAUACUAAAUUUAAAAUGUUUAAGAUAACAUAAAUAUUAAAUUUAAGAGCUCACACCCAAAUACUUAGAAUGAGUUGUAAGUAAUGAAGAUGUUUGAAUUUUCAUCCGAAAUGUAAUCUAUGUCUUGCGUAGCUUAUGAUAUAAAAGCAUAAAAGAGCUAUUUGUUUUUAAAAGGCGCUCCAGAAAAAGUUCGUGAUAUGUGUUAAUCAUCUACUAUCCCAAGCAAUUUUAAAUACAUGUAGAAUAAGCUUUCUUUAAAAGGGUUUAGACUUAUUGCUAUGGCUUAUAAGGAAUUAAGCUCUUCGAAAGAAGCGAUUGAUCUUACAAGAGAAGAACUUGAAUAAAAUCUUAGGUUUUUAGGAUUUUUAAUUUUAGAAAACUAACUCAAAGAAGACACUCCUGAAGCAAUAUAAAGCUUAAAAGAAGCUCAGAUUGAAUGCAAAAUAAUUUCGGGUGACAAUCCUCUCACAACUUUAUAAACUGGUAUUGAGUGUUAAAUAGUAGACGGAAACAGAAAAGUUUAUUAUAUAGACAUAGAAAAUUCAUAAAUAAAUCUAUCUCUGAUUGAGAAUGAAGAAAUAAAACCUUAUCAAAUCCAAAAUUAAUCUGAAAUUCAAACAAUCACAUAAUUAAUAAGCUAAGAAGAGUAAUUUGUAAUAACUGGAAAAGUUUUAGAUCAUUUCUAUGAUAAUCUGAGAAAUGCGAGUAGCAUUAGUUUACAAUAGCUUUCUGACAUUAAUUAUUCAAUUGUUUCAGAAAAUAAGAGUCUUACAUCUUCUUUGAGGAGUAAAAGCUAAUAUCCCAAUGAUUUAUUCUAGCAGUUAAUCUGUAAGACAUAAAUCUUUUCUAGAAUGAGACCAGAAUAAAAAAGAAUAAUCAUAGAAACUCUGUAAAAUUCAGGUAUAAAAGUAGGAAUGAUAGGUGAUGGUGCUAAUGAUUGCGCAGCAAUUAAAUAAGGUGACAUAGGAAUUUCUUUUGCCUGCGCCGAUGCAGCCUUUUCAGCACCUUUUUCUUCUAAGAGCUAGUCUAUUAAAUGUGUAGAAAGAAUAUUAUUAGAAGGUAGAUGCACUAUGGCAAUAAAUAUAGAAGUUUUUAGAAAUAUUGUCACUCAAAAUGUUAUGAAAUAUAUUUCUGUUAUGAUUCUAUUAUAAGAAGCCCAAAAUUUUGGCAGUUUGGAGUUUACUUAUCUUGGCUUUUUGAUUGGAAUUCCUAUAGUUGCUUUUAUUGCCUACAGCAAACCUCCAACUAAACUGCAACCCUAUGUUCCAGAUGACAAGUUUUAUGGCUUAUAUAACACUUUAUCAAUGUACAGCUAAUUUAUUAUUUUUGGAGUAGCUUUCUUUUUGGGUUAUUGGGUAAUAACUUCUUAAAGCUGGCAUGUAGUUACUACUGAGUUAGAUGAAAGCAACGGAUUAAAAGCUUAUAACAUGUCUGGUGAAUUAAACUCAGUAAUUUUCCUCAUGAUUAAUCCCUUGUAUAACCUAUCUUGCAUAGUAUAUCACAUAUCAUAUCCCUUUAAAUAAUCUAUUUUUAAAAAUAUUUUUUUGUUUCCUUGGUUGGUAAUUUCUACUCCCUACUUACUUCUUACUAUUAUUAUGCCUGAAUACAAUAUAUCAGCUCUCGAUAUAUCAAGCAGUCUAAGUGAGCAUAGGAUCAUAAUGCUCUAUGUUUUAAUUAUAGUAAUUAGCUCCUUUUUUAUCUCGUUCUUCCUUGAAAAAUUAAUAUUAAAAAAGAUAUUUGGGCCUAAGAAAAUAAAAGAGACUAUUUGA